UAGUAGCGUUCGGAUUGGUCACCCACGAGUCGGGUGAUCGUUUGUAAUUUUUUAGCUAUUGCGUUUGACAUAUCGAUGUUGAACAAAGUGUCGCGGCCGAUUGGCACGUUUAUUUCAUGUGAAUAAAUAUUUAAAAUAGUGAUCAGUAUAAUGGCAGACCCAGGAGGAUGGGUGCCGAAUCAAGAGAAUGAUUUUACGAAUUUCCAAUCCAAUGACAGCUUUAAUUUGAACGAAGUCACUGGCAUCGAUGAUCUUCUUACUAACUGUGAAAGUGAAUUAUUGAAAAAUGAAAAUUUAUUCAGUGACGAGACUUUACUUUCUGAAUUGGAAGAACCUAUACCAAUGGAUACGGAUACAUUUGAUUUCUUGAACCUCAACAAUACCGAUGAGUUCAAGGAUUUUAAAGAUUUCAAGGAUUCAAGUAUUCUUGAACCAUCAAAUACGAAUGUUAUGAUAACACAGCCAGUGACAGAUAAUAGUCAACCAAUCACUUGUGUACAACAAGAUAUUACAUCUGUACAAAACAGGCCACAGAGAAUAUCAGUGGCUUCAACACCUACAGUCUUUAACUCACAAUAUACUAUACCUCAAAAUGUAAGUUUUAACGUGCAGUCACCUGUUGUAACUCUGGCUCCAGUUCCCCAGCAAAGACAGCUGAUUCUACCAGCCAAAAUAAUAAAAUCAGAGUCUCUUGUAUAUUCAAGAGGCACACAGGCUGUUACGACUUCUGUACCUCAGAUACGUACUCUGGUGAAUACCGCAAAUGGGACAGUUUUAGCUACUGGGAUUCCUGUGGUGCUUGAUACUGAAAAGGUACAAAUUAACCGUAUAAACACAGGCACUCACGUGGGAGUGCCAAGGGUGAGAGAGGUGAAACGCAGCGCUCACAACGCUAUCGAGCGACGUUACAGAACAUCGAUCAACGACAAAAUUAUCGAAUUGAAAAACAUCAUAGUCGGCGUUGACGCUAAGUUAAAUAAAUCGGCAAUCUUACGGAAAACUAUCGAUUAUAUCAGAUUCCUGCAAAACGCCAAUGCAAAAUUAAAAGCUGAAAACAUGUCACUGAAAAUGGCAGCUCAACGGCAAAAUCUCCGUGAUUUACUGACGUGCGGAGAACUGACGCCUCCACGUUCAGACUCCAGCGAGCCGUCACUCUCACCCGCACCCGCGCCACUAUCACCACCUUCUCCGUCGUCCGUAAAGGACGAUCCGGAUGCGUUGCAGAAUCUACAUCCCAUGGCCGCGUCGUCCAAUGGAAGCAUGAGGGAUCACACGCGACUGACGUUGUGUGGAUUCAUGUUGCUGUUCUUAGCGUUCAAUCCUCUCGGUAUAAUCAUGAAUAAUGUUGGAAAAUUCAAUUACGAUUACCUAAAUACGAAAUUGGAUGGACGGACAAUAUUGAAUUAUCAAGAUCAAUCGGAAUCGGACAGACUAUUAUGGAGCAACGUCAUUCUCUGGUUUACCAAUUUGAUACUUCUGGCAGGUGGUCUUUGUAAAUUACUGCCGUACAGCGACCCCAUCUUACCCACGGACAGCAAGGCCUUCCUCGAAUUACGUCGUUGGAGACGUCAGGCCGAAUUUAACAUCUCUAAGCACGAAUAUAAUCAAGCGUAUCGAGACUUGCAUCAAUGCCUGCAGUACUUCGGCCGGUCUUUUCCAUUGUCACGAACAGAGAUCUGUCUAGCCACUGUAUGGCAGAUAGUGAAACAAGUGCUUCACAAGUUGUGGCUGGGUAGAUGGGUGAUGCAUAUCAACAAGUGGCUGUCGGACAAGUCCGGACGGCAACAGGUGGAGAUGUCCGCUAUGGAAAUAGCUAUCGUCUACCAAUACACGCUCUGCCUUCGUCUGUCCGAAGGAACGAGAAGCACAAAUCUGUACUUUGCCCUAUGCGCGCUCAAUUACGCGGAGGCUGCCGGCGAGAGUAUGCCAAAGCCCCUUUUAGCAGAGAUAUACGUGAAUACCGCGUUAUGUCUUAAACAAUCCUUCUUCCCGUACAUACACAAAUAUUACUUGGGUAAGGCGCGUGCUCUCUUGUCCUCGUGCACCGUACCGCCGAAAUUGAAAUGGAUCAUGAACGACGAAGGGGCAAGAUUCUUGGCGUCUCACAAAUGGCGGUAUAAGAAUCAACGACACGAGAGCGAAUUCACGUCGCAGAGCAGCAGAGCGGAUCCUGUGUCGUACGUGGCUCGCGCGUACAGGGAUCACCUGUUUGGGCAAUGCCUACGUUUACUGACCGGUACGGCCGGAGAAUGUCACGCAUCCUCCGUUCUCGAGCUAGGACAAAUUAUCAUGGCCUCUGCCGAAGUGGACGCCUGUUUCCCAAGUACCGACCAAGUUAGCGUAGCAACGUGUGAAGAUGAGGUAGGAUUAUGGUGGGGAGCAGUAAUGUGCGUUGCUGCGAGUUGGAGAUUAGGUGAAGAGAACUCCGAAGCUUGGAGCGUUGUGGAGCGUAAAUUUCCUUACAAAAGAAAUUUCCAAAUCGGCGACAGCAACAGUAGAAUCAGCCCGCUGCCGCACGCGGUACUCAACGUUUUGCAGGCGGCGAAACAUUCGUCAAAGUUAGCCUCCAUGCGUUUUAUCGACCAGGCUGGAUUAUUGCUCGAACAGUCGAUGGUGUAUUAUCACUGCAAAGAACAAUCGUCGCAGCAGAUCUUACUUAUUCAGUUAUGGGUCUGUGACUGGCUCCUAGAAUUACGCACGGCACUAUGGCAAGACUUUGAUGCGGAAUUAGACAGAUCAGUCGCGAACGUAUCACUCGCGAGUUUUCAACGUGACUUGGCAUGCUUAAGACAAUUGUGUCAACAUAUUCCAUCUGUACUGGCACGGGUAUUUUUGUACGAGGCUACAGCACGCAUUAUGGCCGGCGCGACACCAGUGAAGACCCAGAUCUUACUUGAUCGGAGUUCACAUCACCGGAAUUCGCGCUCCUCUAUCAUCUGCGGCAAGGAUCGAUCGCAGGAGCAGAGUAACGGCGAAAGGGAGCACGCAGUCGCAUUGUAUCUGACUUGUAGGUAUUUGCCGACACUGCUGUCAGUGUCGCCUGGCGAACGUGAAGGCAUGCUCGCUGAAGCCGUUAAAACGCUCGAACGCAUAGGGGACCAAAAGCGCCUUGUAGAAUGUUACAAGCUAAUGGGACAGCUAAGGUCCACUAUCGCCGUGAAUUAAUUAUCAUCCGUUAGUUUUAUACCGUUUAGUUCAGUACAGCAUUAGUUCAGCUAAAAAUAAAAAGCUUAAAUGUCGCAUUUGUGAAAAACAUAUUCGGGCUCAUCUACUAUUUCUUCUUUCAUAGCAGUAGGAAAACUAAGUUAUUUUUGUAAUUACUUCAAUAUUUCGAUAUUAUUUUCUAGAUUCUAAGUCGAAUUACAAUAUUUGUACACUCUGUAUAUUUUUAUAGCUAUAUAAUAUAUAUUAUGGUAAGUAUAGUUAGUAUAGUAAGAUAGUAU
Dinoponera quadriceps is the source of this 3443-nucleotide messenger RNA. RefSeq names its product sterol regulatory element-binding protein 1 (gene SREBP). Gene Ontology annotation, biological process: regulation of transcription by RNA polymerase II. Gene Ontology annotation, molecular function: RNA polymerase II cis-regulatory region sequence-specific DNA binding; DNA-binding transcription factor activity, RNA polymerase II-specific; protein dimerization activity. The record is from RefSeq and is a predicted model, not a curated record. The transcript is spliced from 8 exons. NCBI's taxonomy places the organism in Eukaryota, Metazoa, Arthropoda, Insecta, Hymenoptera, Formicidae. Gene Ontology annotation, cellular component: nucleus. Bases 151 to 3165 code for a protein of 1004 amino acids.